ACUCAAAAAGUGCAGUGCAUCUCUGUUGCGUGCGGUUGCCGCGCAACAAUCCGUAUCUGUCAAAAUUUGUUUUCGUUUCCUCGGUGAGUUUCGAUUUGUUGUGCUUCCGCGCUGCCAAAAAACAGCUGUUCCGAGUGAAAUCCGUAAUUCCCGAAUCGACCGACUAUCCAGGAUGUCAUCCCGCGGGGAUCAGGUUGCCUUGAGCUACCACGAGUCGUGUCUGCGGUUGUCCGACGUGGAACUACUUAAAGGCCCGUUCUGGCUGAACGACCAGAUAAUUUCCUUCUACUUUGAAUACCUGGAGAAGAUGAUCUUCCGGGAUGAGGAGGACUUGCUGUUCGUGAGCCCGGAAGUGACCCAAUGCAUCCGGAUGGUUUCGGAGGAAGAUGUUGGGAUAUUUCUGGAACCGCUGCGCGCCUCGGAGCGGUCGUUUAUAUUUUUCGCGCUGAACGACAACCAGAUAGCGGAUCAGGCCGGAGGAUCGCAUUGGAGCUUGCUGGUGUUCUCCCGGCCGGAAAUGGUGUUCUAUCACUUCGACUCGUCACACAACAGCAACUCGGACAUUUGUCGGCAGUUUGUGACGGCGCUGAAGCGGACGUUGAGGUGUCCCAAGGCGCAACUUCGGACCGGAGAUUGCCUGCAGCAGAGUAACGGAUACGACUGCGGGGUUCAUGUCCUGUGCACCGUGGACAAGGUAACGCAACAAAUCCGGAAGGCGGGGAAGAUCGAGGGCGUCAAGAGUGCGAGAUAUGACGUUAUUCGAGGCAAGCGAGAGGAAGUUCUGAACAUCAUCAUAGACCUGGGCGGGAGGAUCAACUAGGGAGAAUGGCGCGAAAGUUGAGCUUGUAUGGAUUCCACUCCACCGGAAGUGCUUUUUUAGCGAUCAGUGUUUAGAUGCCACCUCCUGAGAUGUCUGAUGUUUCUUCGUAUUGUAGCGUAAAAUUGUUCGUUGAAAUAGAAUAUGUAUAUUUUAUAGACAUUUUUCAAUUGUGCACAGAAAAUUUACGUCUUAUAUUUUGUGAUUCUAGAUUAUAGUAAUUUAUCAAUCCUCGAAAUAGUGAUCGAAAAAUGUAGCCUGCAUUUGAUACAGAAGCACAAACUUCA
Messenger RNA from Aedes aegypti (yellow fever mosquito), 1104 nucleotides. Its product is annotated as sentrin-specific protease 8. Lineage: Eukaryota; Metazoa; Arthropoda; Insecta; Diptera; Culicidae. The record is from RefSeq and is a predicted model, not a curated record. Gene Ontology annotation, biological process: proteolysis. Gene Ontology annotation, molecular function: deNEDDylase activity; cysteine-type peptidase activity. The transcript has a single exon. The coding region runs from base 173 to 820 and encodes 215 amino acids.